Molecule: messenger RNA, 1500 nt
Organism: Stylophora pistillata
Lineage: Eukaryota; Metazoa; Cnidaria; Anthozoa; Scleractinia; Pocilloporidae
Product: argininosuccinate synthase
Biological process (GO): L-arginine biosynthetic process; urea cycle
Cellular component (GO): cytoplasm
Molecular function (GO): argininosuccinate synthase activity; ATP binding
Source: RefSeq, a predicted model, not a curated record
CCACGCUGCUCCGCUGUUGUAUAUCCAAUAAAGAUCGCUUAACCGCACAUUGUUCGACAAGGGCAGAAAGAUGUCUGAGGACAAGAAGACCGUGGUUUUAGCUUACAGUGGAGGUCUUGAUACAUCUUGUAUCUUGCUUUGGCUCAAAGAACAGGGGUAUGAAGUGAUUGCUUUCAUGGCAGAUGUGGGACAAGAUGAAGAUUUCAAGGAAGCGAGGGAGAAGGCCACAAAACUAGGGGCAAAAAAGGUGUUUAUUGAAGAUUUGAGAGAAGAAUUUGUGAAAGAGUUCAUCUUUCCAGCUGUACAAGCAAAUGCAAUCUAUGAAGAUCGCUAUUUGAUGGGGACAGCUGUUGCCAGGCCUUGUAUCGCUCGCCGUCAAAUCCAGAUUGCUCUUAAGGAGGGUGCAGAAUAUGUAUCCCAUGGUGCUACAGGAAAGGGUAAUGAUCAAGUGCGUUUUGAGAUGACUUACUAUGCACUGUAUCCAGGGGUUAAGGUUAUUACCCCAUGGAGACUUCCAGAAUUUUACAACAGAUUCAAGGGAAGAAAGGACCUGUUUGACUAUGCAGAGCAAAAGGGCAUUCCAUUACCAGUCACCCCAAAGAAGCCCUGGAGUAUUGAUGCCAACCUUAUGCACAUAAGUUAUGAAUCUGGAAUUCUUGAAAACCCUAAGACCAUGGCUCCAGAUGAUCUUUACUGCUUUACAGCUGAUCCAAAAUCUGCUCCUGAUGAGCCAGAACAGCUUGAGCUCGAGUUUAAGAAAGGUGUGCCAGUUCGAGUUCAGAACUUGAAAGAUGGCACGGUGCAUGACAAACCAUUGGAUAUUUACCUUUAUCUCAACAAAAUGGGUGGUCGCCAUGGUGUUGGAAGAAUUGAUAUCGUGGAAAACAGAUUUGUUGGAAUGAAAUCCAGAGGAAUCUAUGAAUGCCCCGGUGGCACCAUAUUGCGAGCUGCACAUUUGGACAUUGAGACAUUCACAAUGGACAGGGAAUUGCGUAAAAUCAAGCAGAUGAUGGCCGGCAAGUUUUCAGAGCAGGUUUACUAUGGAUAUUGGUAUAGUCCUGAGGGGGAUUAUGUGCGCUUCUGUCUGGACAAGAGUCAAGACAACGUGGAGGGAAAAGUGACACUGGAUCUGUUCAAAGGAAAUGUCUACAUCAGAAGCCGCGAGUCUAAAGCAUCCCUCUACAACGAGGAAUUAGUCAGCAUGGAUACCAUUACUGGCUACAACCCACAAGACGCAGCUGGCUUUAUCAGAAUUAACGCUUUGAGGCUUCGUGAACACAGCCGACUCAGAAAAGCGCUGAACAAAGGUGAAGAAAAUGGCGCCUGACAUGCGGAAGGUGGCUCAUGGAGUAACGAAUAAGUCUCUGAAAUAUUGCGUGGAAAAGUAGCGAGCGAAGCUAACAUAUUAUAACACUGCGAGUAUUAUUUGUUUUUAGUAAACUAGAUUAAACUUCUGUUGAAAUGUUUCGUUAGAAUAAAAUUCUCGCUAUGCUAAAGGAA